Anopheles stephensi (Asian malaria mosquito) is the source of this 1868-nucleotide messenger RNA. RefSeq names its product putative SERF-like protein. The record is from RefSeq and is a predicted model, not a curated record. The transcript has 3 exons. The coding region runs from base 271 to 450 and encodes 59 amino acids. Lineage: Eukaryota; Metazoa; Arthropoda; Insecta; Diptera; Culicidae.
GCCUCCUGCAUCAACCCACCAUCGUCCUGUGUAGCCAAAGCCACUGUAUUGCCUCCACGGUAGAUCAAAUAAAACACAAUUUCUCGAAUCUUCCGUGCCCAAAAAUCAUAGUUACGGUUUGCAUUUAAGAUCGAACGCGUGCCGUUUUCCUUCGCGAAAUUGAAUCAGUGCCUCGCGUAUUCCCGUACCGUGGUGGUAAAUCUUGCGGACCGCUUUUCCCUACAGUUGAGAGUUGUUUUUGGCGUAUUCUACUCGAUUUUAAAAUAGAAAAUGACCCGUGGCAAUCAGCGUGAACUGGCCCGUGCAAAGAACCAGAAAAAGAAUGCCGGCCAACCGAAGCAACGGGACGACGGACUUACUCACGAGCAGAGGAAGCAGCGCGAUGCUGACAUCAUGCGACAAAAGCAGAUGAAGAAGGAGCAGGUGGCGCAGCAACCGAUCAAGAGUUAAUAUCCGUCUCCGCACACGAUCGAAGCAGCGCCAAAAGCAUCCCCAUUUCGUAUGUUAUCACGAAACGAAGGCCAAACCCAUCGUACCAACCGAACACUAUGACUGCGUGCCCGUAUCUCGUCGAGUUGGGUAAACAUUCUUCAAAUAAUUUUCCUUUGCUAAACGUAGUGGGAUAUGCUCGGAUUUGUUCCUGAUUUUGUUGCUGCCUCGAUUCCCCUUGCUUUUUACUGCAACAGCCAACACGUAUGCUGUAGGUAGUUGUGGCAAAACACUUCAUCAUGGUACGACUUUGUACGAGCAAUCGAUAUGUUACAUCCGUGGUUUGACUGAACCUCUUCUUCGCAGUGUGUGCAGCGUGAUGCACAAGCCUUUUUUUUGUAUGAUUUCCCCUUCCUAGUAUUAAAACGUAGGUUACGUUGAAACUACCGUGCAAAGGCAAUGAAUAUGCUACGGCAUGGCAACACAGUCCACUAACCUCCCGACAGAAAAGCAAUAGCAGCAAACUCAGCGAGCUCAAAACAAGCAUAAAAAAGCAGUAAGCAAACUGUAAACGGCAGGAAUACUCUAGCGCUGCACAUACACACAACGCGUUUCAAGUAUUGUUAAAGUUAAACGGUUUAAGUAGCAAGAGAGGAGAAGGCGUUUACUGCCUUAUAGGUUGGCAGCCACGUAGCCGCGUAGCCGGAGCGCGCACAGUUGAGGUUAGCGUAACAAAAAGGGGUGCAAAACGUGCUGUUGUUUUCGACAUGCCCCAGACAACGAUAAGAGAAAUGUUAGGGUUAUUCAAACACACGCGAUGGGGACAGACAUUUGAGCGCUCUAUCUCGGUGAAUCUUACGUUAGGUAGGAACGCGUCCAUGAUUUUGUGCUUUCGUAUGAACCGUGUAAAAAGUUAAUUUUCCACUUAAACACUGAACUAUGAAUAAGUGAAUAAUUUCCACCCCUUUGUUUUUGUGCCGCGGUUUUGUAUCUUAUAGAUGCCAUUUUCUAAAACAAAUAUGUUCAAAUAUUCUACAAUCAGUCCAGAGGAAUAUGAGAAAAGCGAUUUGAAUUGUUGUACGUUUACCAUGUGCCGUUGAAACGUUUCGCUUCGAGACUAGAGCUAGAGACACAUAAAAUAACACGAUGGUGUAGAAGCAGUGGCGUAAUGUUUAGGUGGAUAGGUUCAAUUUUUUAUGUUGCUUUUGUGUGCUGAGCUACUUUUUUAUGAUUAAUUUUAAUUGGAACGAAAUCUACUACUCCAUGUGAGCAAUCGAGAUAUAGAAAGGAGCAGGAGCUAGUAACAAUGGCGUACGAUGGCCAGUAGGCGUUUGAUUGAACAUAUUACCCCCUCCGUCACCAGGAAGUAGCUGUUGUAUAGAGGACCGUAAAACAAAUAGACGUAAACGCAAAUAAACCACCAUGAUCAAUGAAUUGAA